AUGCCCACGAAACGCGAACGCCUGCCAGUUACUACCAUGAUUGGAAGUGUGCGUGCUGCUCUCCCCCGCCUGCACGCCCGUAAUGCCUUGCUAUCUGCUCGCUCUAUUCACAUUAAGAGUGAGCGCUGGACGCCAUCUACUGUGCGGGACGGCAACAUGUUGAUCGAGCAGCAGAGCUCGAUUCAAGCAGUUCGUAUGCUGCCAAACAUUGAAAACCGCUGGGCGAACCUGAGCAAGGAAGAGCAGUACUCGCUAUUCAAAUACAUUGAGGAGGUGCAGCGCAAAGACUGGAAAGAACUUUCUCUUCCUGAACAAAGGGCGGGUAUGUACUUUUUGUGUUGCUAA
Molecule: messenger RNA, 345 nt
Organism: Malassezia vespertilionis
Lineage: Eukaryota; Fungi; Basidiomycota; Malasseziomycetes; Malasseziales; Malasseziaceae
Gene: cox5
Product: Cytochrome c oxidase subunit 5B, mitochondrial
Exons: 2
Coding region: 1-345 (114 amino acids)
Source: RefSeq, a predicted model, not a curated record